AACACCGGACCGGAAGUGUGUGUCCGUCUAUGAGCGGCAGCUUCCGGUGGUCGGUGCGGUUGCUCCGUUACACGGUGUUUAACAGCGGAGCACGCGCAGCCUCCACCGAUGGAGGAACCGUGACGUGUUUACCGGAGAGGACCGGAAGAGGAGACUGCCUGCCCCCCCCCGCGGUGAUGGAGGGGGUGGAGUCCAGCAGGUAUGUGGCCCAGCUGAAGGCGGAGUUUGACAGCUGUGACUCAACGUGUUCUGGCUUCCUGGACCGGCUGGAGCUGACGGAGCUCUGCAGGAAGCUGCAGCUGGAGGCUCACCUGCCGCUGCUGCUGGACACGCUGCUGGGAGGACAGGCGUACGCCCGGGUGAACUUUGAGGAGUUUAAGGACGGCUUCGUGGCCGUUCUCUCUCGUUCUCUGGACUUCAGCACGUCAGAGGACGACAGCAGCUACCUGCAGCCAGUGGUGCCGGAGGAGGUGAAGCCAAAGUUUGUGAAGGGAACGAAGCGUUAUGGCCGCCGCUCUCGUCCCGACAGCCAAUCAGACGCUGCGCUGACCUGUGACUCAGAGGAUUCGCCGCCGUCUCGAACCGAAGCAUCCGAUUCGUCGCCGGCCGGCGUGCGCAGGGCCAAACUGAGACGCUCCACGUCUCUGGAGAGCGUCGAGAGCCUGAAGUCUGACGAAGAGGCAGGAAGUCACAAGAGCAUCCCGCCAGACUUUCAGAGUAAAGCUGCAGGAGGUCAGCAGGAGGAGGAGGAGCAGGGUGGAAGAGGAGGAGCAGCAGGAGGAAGAGGAGGAGGAGCAGCAGGAGGAGCAAGAGGAGGGGCAGCAGGAGGAGCCUUCGACCCCGGCCUGCAGGAGCUGGACGUGCUGGACAACAGAGUCAGCCUCAGAGACUUCCAGAAAGUUCUGUGUGGCUCCGCCCCCGUCUCCUGCUCCACCCCUGUUAGAGGCGCCGACCUGCAGAGGGCGCCAUCGCACACGCUCAGACACUCCGAACUGCAGAGGGCGCCAUCGCACACGUUCAGACACUCCGACCUGCAGAGGGCGCCAUCGCACACGCUCAGACACUCCGACCUGCAGAGGGCGCCAUCGCACACGCUCAGACACUCCGACCUGCAGAGGGCGCCACCGCACACGCUCAGACACUCCGACCUGCAGAGGGCGCCAUCGCACACGCUCAGACACUCCGACCUGCAGAGGGCGCCACACAUGGCCCGGGUGGUGUUGGAGGAGCGCUCGGUACGCUCCACCUCUCCCUCCCUGCUGACGGCCACCGUGGGUCAGAAGGUUCUCAGCCGGCUGGACGACGGGUCGGGAUGUACGAGUCCCGACAGAGUCAUCGGCCUCUGGACCGAGGAGGGGAUCCGCAACAGCCGGGACAUCCUGCAGACUCUGGACUUCUCUCUGGAGGAGCGUCUCAGUCUGGUGGAUCUGACUCUGGCUCUGGACAACGAGCUGCUGGUCUCUGGGAACGGGAUCCAGCAGGCGGCCCUGAUCUCCUACAAGACCGAGCUCCAGCACCUACAGGUGGCAGCAGAGCAGGCCUGCAGGGAGCGGGAUAAGGUGAAGUCAGAUCUGGAUCUGGCCGACCAGAGAAACCUGCAGCUGGUCCGAGAGGUGGACGACCGGCACGCCAGCAUGGAGACCCUGAACCAGAGCAGGAUCAGGGACCUGGAGCAGGACUUCCGUGAUAGGCUGACGGCUCUGCGCAGUCAGUCUGAGCAGGAGAGCGAGGCGCUGCUGCAGCAGGCGGAGAGAGAGCGCAGCGCCCUGCAGGAGGAGCUGCAGCUGCUCAGAGUGCAGGAGACGCAGCUACAGGAGGAGCUCUGCAGCGCCGCACAGGAGAACGGUCGCCUGGAGGACGAGCUCAGUGCUGUGAAGCUCAAACUGAUUGAAGCUCAGAGUUCAGUGACGAGACUCCAGAGAGACCUGGACCAGCUGCUGCAGGACAAGUUUGGCAGCUUGGACCCGGCCGGUUCUGGUCUGAGUCACGAGGAGCGAUUCACAGAACUGAUCAGAGAGUACGAGCUACGCUGCCGGGAGCUGCGGGACAGAAACGAUGAGCUGAACUCAGAGUUGGAGCUGCUGAAGAGUCAGAAGAGCGACAAGAAGACGCAACGCUCGGAUACGCUGAGCUGGAAACAACAACACACCGAGUCUGACUCUGACGACCCAGACAUGCAGCGCAGCUCGUCUCCUCGGGUCAGGAAGAAGCUGCAGCCGGCUGAUAAAACAGCUCUGUCCUCAUUGGCCGGUGUCUCUGGUCCGUCAGUCAGUAUCCAGACUGAACUUGCUCUGGAGCAGCUGAAGCAGAAACACAAGCAGGAGCUGCAGCAGCUGCACAUCCAGCUGGAGACUCAGGUGAACUACUACGAGCGCAGUCAGGAGCUGAUGAAGCAGAGCAUGGAGGUGGAGCGCAAAGACAUCUGUCAGGCCUUCAAGCUGGAGAUCAGUGAGCUGGAGGAGCAGAAAGCUGCAGCGGAGCAGCAGGUGAAGCAGCUGAAGGAGGCGAUGGAGAAACUGCAGACUCAGAUCCAACAUGGAGGAGGAGGAGGAGGAGGAGGAGGAGGAAGGUGGAGCUCUGAGCAGGAGCGCCGCAUGCAACGGGAGCGCGCCGAGCUGGAGCAGAACUUUGCCCGAGAGCUCAGUAACCUGCUGCAGAGGCUGAGCGGAGAGAAGGAUCAGCUGGAGGCUGAGCUCAGGCUGCAGAUGGACCAGAAGCUGCUGCUGCUCAGGGAGGAGGUGCAGGAGGAGGCGCAGGAGGAGGCGCAGCAGCAGCUCUCUCACAUGAAGCUGCAGCACGCCGAGGCUCAGCAGCGCCUCCUGCAGGAGCUGCAGGAGCAGAGAGCAUUCUGGGAGAACCGGCUCAUCCAAUCAGAGCAGGAGAAGCUCCAGAGGGAGUUCUCCACAGAGAGGAGGAGGAGGGAGGAGGAGCAGGAGCUCAUACACACCUCCUCCCAGAGCAUCAGCCAAUCAGAAGCCUCCUACCUGAUCCCAGAGAGGAGCUGUGUAGAGGAGGACCAGGACCAGGAGGAGGACCAGGACCAGGAGGAGGACCAGGACCAGGAGGAGCAGGAGGAGGAGGCCAAAGACCAGACCAUCAGUGCGCUGCGCUCUGAGCUGGAUCUCCUGCAGGAGGCCACGAGGAGUAAGGAGGAGCACGUCUCCAGACUCACUGCUGAGCUGGACUCCCUGAGGACGGACCGGGCCCGACUGAUCCAGGACCUGAAGGAGCAGGCCAUGGCUGUGGACCCCCUGCGGCUGGAGCUGGACUCCGUCUCAGAGGAGCUGAGCAGGAGGAGGAGCGCCGAGGAGCGUCUGCAGGAGGCUCUGAGGCAGGAGCAGUCCGGUCUGCAGGAGGAGAGGGAGGAGGUGGUCCGCCUGAGCCAGGAGGUGCAGAGCUACACCCGUCUGGUCAACCAGCUCUCCACCCAGAUCGUAGAGAUGGAGGAGGAGAUCACCUCCCUCAGAGAUCACCUCCGAGACCUGAGCGCUCAGCUCAACGACACGGCGGACCUGGUCCUGGACCUGCGCACGCAGCUCAACUCCCGGAGCGGCGAGGCGGAGCGGCUCCGAGGGGCCGGCGAGGUCCAGCUGCUGCAGCGAGCCCUGAAGGAGUCCGGGGACCGGCUGAGGAGCACGGAGGAGGACUUUGAGAGGGAGAAGAGGAGGAUGACGCAGCAGCUGCUGGAGCUGGAGACGCUGGUUCUGGAUCUGGAGGAGGUGAUGGACCCAGCCAGUCCUCACAGGACUCAGCUGGAGGAGGUGCGCUCAGACAACGGGGUUCUCCAGGAGCGACUGACCGUGCUGCAGCAGGAAGUCACCAACCUGGAGGACGAUGUCGCCAGGAAGAGGAGGAAACUGGACGAGAUGGAGCAAGACCACAAGAGGAGCAGAGAAGAAGAAGAGAGGCUGCACAAAGAGAACUCCAGGUACCGUGAGGAGGUUCUAGAUCUGAGCAGCAGGAACCUGCAGCUGAGCAACGACAACGCCGAGCUGAGCGCCCGUCUCCAUGGAGACCAGGAGUCGGUCCGGAUGCUGCAGGAGCGCCUGGCGACGGUUACCAAGGAGCAGGAGGAGGAGGGCGCCACGGUGCGGCGGCUGCAGGAUGAGGCGCUGCAGCAGGAAGCGGCGUGGACGCAGCAGGAAGCGGCGUGGACGCAGCAGGAAGUGGCGUGGACGCAGCAGAAAGCGGCGUGGACGCAGCAGAGACAGCAGCUGCAGAGAGAGCUGAGCUGCUGCAGGGAGAAGCUGUCUCGUGUGUCUGAGCUGGAGGAGGAGCUCAGCAGUGUGACUCUGAAGCAUCAGCGGUUAGAAGAGAACAAGAACCAACUGCUGAGAGACGCAGACGCCCAAAACGCUAAGGUGGAACAGUUGCAGCAGGCGGUUCUCUCUCUGCAGACGGAGGCGGAGCUUCUUCGCUCUCAGCUGCUCGCCGUCACUCAGGAGAAAGUUGGCCACGCCCAGGAAGUGACCGACGUCCACAGGAAGCUGCAGGACGCCCAGAACAAGGUGGAGCAGUUGGAGGUCAGCAUCAGGAGGCUGAUGGAGGAGAAGGAGGAGCUCCAGCAGGUGAGGGAGGAGCAGGAGCAGCAGGCCUCCGUCACUCAGCAGGAGGAGACCCACAAACUGAGAGUCCAGAACCAGGAGCUGCAACACAAGUUGGCGGAGCUGCAGGUCCAGAGUCUGGAGACCCAGAAACUGAUCCAGGAGCAGCAGAACCUGAAGACCAAACGGAACCAGCUGGAAACGGCAAGAAUGCAGGAUCAGGUGCAGCAGCUGCAGGAGCUGCAGACUCGGCUGCAGGAGGAGCAGAGGAGGAGUCAGCAGCUGGAGGAGGCGCUGAGGCUGCAGGCCCAACAGAGCUGCUCCCAGAUCAGCAUCAAGCAGGGUCAGUACGAGAAGGCGGUGGCGGCUCUGCAGCAGAGGAUGGAAGAGCUGGAAGCCAAACUGAAGGCGGUGCGGGUGGUGCUGCAGGAGAAGGUGGAGCAGCUGAAAGAGCAGAUGGUGAAGAACAGGAAGUUGAGCGUGCAGCUGCAGGAAGUGUACGUGGAGACGGGUCAGCUGAUGAAGGCGCUGCAGGUCACCGAGCGGCGCCAGAAACAUGCAGAGAAGAAGAACUUCCUGCUGGAGGAGAAGAUGGCGGCGCUCAACAACGUGCUGCGAGACGUGGUCCAGGCGGCGCUCGCUACCUAGACCCCCCCACC
Scomber japonicus (chub mackerel) is the source of this 5203-nucleotide messenger RNA. RefSeq names its product ninein-like (gene ninl). NCBI's taxonomy places the organism in Eukaryota, Metazoa, Chordata, Actinopteri, Scombriformes, Scombridae. The record is from RefSeq and is a predicted model, not a curated record. Gene Ontology annotation, molecular function: calcium ion binding. Bases 30 to 5192 code for a protein of 1720 amino acids. Gene Ontology annotation, biological process: microtubule anchoring at centrosome. The transcript has 30 exons. Gene Ontology annotation, cellular component: centrosome.